Monomorium pharaonis (pharaoh ant) is the source of this 666-nucleotide messenger RNA. RefSeq lists its product as uncharacterized. The coding region runs from base 46 to 492 and encodes 148 amino acids. The record is from RefSeq and is a predicted model, not a curated record. The transcript has 3 exons. Lineage: Eukaryota; Metazoa; Arthropoda; Insecta; Hymenoptera; Formicidae.
UAAAAGAAACGGACGCACCUCACGAUCCGAUCAAACCGUAUCGAAAUGUCGCGUCCGAUUGUUGUCGUCUUCGCGAUUCUAGGCCUUUUACAGGCGGUCACUGCCAUCGACCUGUCGCUAUCGAGAAGAGUCCAGAUCGACUUCGAUGAGAAAGAUAUUGUGCCGAAAACGCAACUGAAAAGUCUCGUGCCUGAGGCACAUGCUGCCAGUGGAUUUAUCGGAAACCUCGAAAUUGGAAGAAGAUAUGCUGAUGAAAAAGUUUUCCGCCGAGUUAUCGAGUUCAACAAUCCAACAAAUACUAUUCAGACAACUACCUUAACGCUGACCAUUAAUGGAGGAAUUCUUCAUUAUCUCAGUGCGGUGAACGAGAACGGCAGCUACGCUGUAAUAUGCGAUGAGUCGACGACCCUGGGAUCAUCCAGUGGCAGCAUCAAUGUUCGCGCCGCUGCCAACACGAAAUCCUACGUCUCACUCGUCGCAGCAUCGCAUUAAAUACACUGUAUAUGAGAAAGGAAGUAGAAUUUAUUAUAACUCAUUUAUAACAAAAAUAUAUUAAAAAGUUGUGUCUUUUCUCAUAUCCCACGAAAAUUUAUUAACUGUGAUGAGACAUUUCUGUACUUCUUUCAUUGUAUUCUGCACGAAAAUAAAAGAGUCUUGAUAAAUCAA